AUGGCUGCCAUGUUCCUGAGGUGUGGCUCCCACCCCCUAUCGGCCGCGGAAAUCCCACCCACCCUUGUCGCAGCCUCCAGGAAGCCUCCCUCAAGUGCACACGCCCCAAGUGUCUCCUGUGGCGGCCCCGCCCCCGGAGACUUGCAGCCAGUCACGGAAAUGCACAGUAUGACCCAGCAGCAGUGGGAUCCCCAGGCCCAGGACGAAUCUGGGCUCCAGCCCAUGUGGUUUUCAGAGGCAGAACCAGAAGGAGGAACCAGCUCAAGCUUUCAACCAGGAGCUACGACUGGCCAGUUCUGUUCUUCAUCCUUGUUCAACAAAGAAGUCUGGUCAUUCCUCAAAGCCAUUCCUCCAGUUCCAGAUGAGGCAGUGGUCACGCGGAAGUCCCCACGUAGUUCCUGGAGGGUUGGCACUCUCCGCCAUGGGAAGCGAGUGAAUGCUAUUGCCAUUAGCAGUGCUCCGCGCCAUGUGUACACGUGUGGCACUGGCUACAUCAGAGUGUGGGAUGAAGAUGCGUUGCAUGCCUCAGACAGAGCACCUCAGGCCCAGCUGGACUUUCAGGACCCUCGGAAUCGUGUCCUCACCUGCAAGCUGUUCCCCGAUGAGCAGAGUCUGAUCACAGGAGGAAUGGCUCAGGCUUUGACUCUCUGGGACCUGGCUCCCACACCCCAAAUCAGGGCUCAGAUGGCCUCCACAGGCCCCAUGUGCUAUUCCUUAGCCCUCUCUUCUGAUGCCCACAUCUGUUUGGCUUCUUUCAAAGGAUUCGUGGAGAUUUGGGAUGUACAGAACCAAAUCUUGAUCAGGAAACAUGAAGUUCCUCCCUAUGGGUCCCGCUGUGUGGACAUCACAGGCUUUAAGUUCUGGACAGGUGGUGAAGACACCACCCUGUAUUCGUGGGACUUGAGGAGCUACCAGAAGCUACAACAACACAACUUAUGCCAUGAGAUCCUUAGCAUCACCCAUGACCCCAGUGAGGAAUGGGUGCUGGCAGGCUUGAAAAUGAGUGACAUCGUCAUCCUACAUGCUCACCGGGAAGAGAAGUACAAAGCUGUUGUUCAAAGAUAUACACAACACCACAACCUCAAGUUUGCCUCUUGUGGGACCCAUUUUGUGGCCACACUGGAUGAUAUGAUUCAUUGUUUAGCGGCACCAUCUCUACGAAGGUUGUUCCAGACCGAGGAGUGUUAUGACAUUCUGUGCUGUGACGUGUCCUCUGAUAGUCAGUAUCUGGUCACGGGUUCUAAGGAAAGCGCCACAGUAUACCAGCUCUUGUAUUGAAGGCUGCGGGCUAUGGUCUUGCCAGCGGAGAACCAAAGAGAUCAGACCGUGU
Molecule: messenger RNA, 1330 nt
Organism: Phodopus roborovskii (desert hamster)
Lineage: Eukaryota; Metazoa; Chordata; Mammalia; Rodentia; Cricetidae
Gene: Tle7
Product: TLE family member 7
Biological process (GO): regulation of DNA-templated transcription; negative regulation of canonical Wnt signaling pathway
Cellular component (GO): transcription regulator complex; nucleus
Molecular function (GO): protein binding; transcription corepressor activity
Source: RefSeq, a predicted model, not a curated record